GAGAGUAUCCUCGUGAGUUGCGAUUGUUCGAGAUCCCCGAUUUUGUUUGCCCAUCAACGGACUCCCGGGAAAUCAUGGAUGACGAGCAGGUAUUGGAAGCUGGCAACUGGAUGAUGAAAUUCUUCGUGGACUACAUGAAUGGUAUCCGCAACCGGGAUGUUCUCCCGAGUGUCAGGCCUGGCUACCUCCGAGAAAGGCUCCCGGAUUCCGCCCCGGAGGAUCCCGAAGACUGGAAAACUGUUUUUGAAGACAUCGAGAAACACAUCAUGCCUGGCAUCACUCAUUGGCAAUCACCGAAUUUCUACGCCUAUUUCCCUUCCGGCCAGAGUCCUCCAUCAGUCUUGGCCGACAUUCUCUCGUCCUCGAUCGCAUGUGUCGGCUUCACGUGGAUCGCGAGUCCUGCGUGCACUGAGCUGGAGAUGGUCACACUGGAUUGGUUGGCGAAGAUGCUGAACUUGCCAGACCAAUUCCUCUUCAGCAGCGGUCGCGGUGGAGGUGGCGUGAUUCAAGGAACCGCUUCAGAGUCAACCCACAUGGCCCUACUCGCCGCCAAAGCGAAGUGUACCGCACUUCUGCUAUCGAGGAACCCUCACUGGAAAGCCGGUGAUCUGAGGGAUCGACUCGUCGUCUACGCUUCUGAACAGGCCCAUUCCUCUGUCGAGAGGGCGGCCCUCCUGGCCUGCGUACGAUGUCAUUUGGUAUCUGUGAACAAGACCACAUUGGGAAUGGAAGAAUCUACGUUGGCCAAAGUGAUUGCCGAAGAUCGACAACUGGGUUUCAUCCCGAUGGCCGUGGUUGUGACACUGGGCACAACGAACACAUGUGCCUUCGAUGAGUUGGACCGUAUUGGGCCGCUCUGUGAGAAGGAGAACCUAUGGUUGCACAUCGACGCCGCCUAUGCUGGGUCAGCGUUCAUCUGCCCUGAGUUUCGGCCGAGACUUGAUGGUGUCGAGUAUGCGAGCUCUUUCAAUUUCAAUCCUCAUAAGUGGAUGCUCGUCAAUUUCGAUUGUUCUACACUGUGGAUACAAAACCGAGUAGAUUUGGAGAACGCCUUCAAAGUCGACCCUCUCUACCUCAAACACGAGUUCCAGGGAGGCGAAAUGCCUGACUACAGGCACUGGCACGUCCCGCUUGGACGUCGAUUCCGAUCGCUUAAACUAUGGUUCGUUCUCCGAAUGUAUGGCGUCAAGGGCAUCCAAGAGUACGUGCGCAAAUGUGUAGCCCUAGCGAAGGAGUUUGAGGACAUCUUACUACAAGACGAUAGGUUCGAAAUCGUUGCUCCUACAACUCUCGGUCUAGUUUGCUUCCGCUACAAGGGUACGAACAAGCAAAACGAGCUUCUUCUGGCUAAGAUACACGAGAAUAAAAAGGUGUUCAUGUCGCCAUGCAGAGUUGCCGACAGAUACAUUCUCCGUCUGGCGGUCUGCGGUCGCCUCACUGAAACGUCUGAUAUUCUCUUCGCAUGGAACGAAAUCGUAGCUGGACUGGAGGCGAUGCUGGCGGAUGCCAAGGAUUUCGGCGUCGACGAGGAGCAGCAACUGGACGAAGGCUCUCUUGAUAACGCCGCGUGGGCCGAGAAACACUGCCUUGUCAAGCGUCUGCCCCUGCCGGGCGACAAACCUAAUGAGUUCAGACCCAUCCUGCGUCCCCAAGGAAUCAUUCACAAGUCCUGCACACAAUUACGCGACUGGCUCGCCGGACACAGAAGUCCCGGAUCUGCCAGGAAGGGAUUGAAAGGAAUUGUACCUCUCAACGACCCGAAUGAUGGAUUUGGAGACGUUGGACCGCCCUUCACGUGUGGAGCGGGAGCGUUCAACAACCACGAGACAGCUGAGGACCGACAUCCGGGACAUCGAGAACAGACCGUGAUCGCCAGCAUCGGAGACAAGCCUCUGCCUCGGAAGGGAACGUUCGGCAUCACUUCGGAAGAUCCUGAGACGAACACUGCAUCCAUCGGAGAGAAGGAAGAUGAAAACCUAGAUCGGAGAAAGAUCCGCUUCGAAGAUCCUCAGAAGGUUGACAGCGAGGAAGGAGCCGAGCCAACCAAUGGUUCGGAGCAAGAGGAACCGUCGCGGGCUCGAGACAGGAUUGCCGAAAAAUCGAGUCGAGAAUUCCGCCUGAGGUUCGGAUUGAAGCGUUCCAAGCCGCAAGUUGAAGCUGCUCAUAUGCCCUCAGACGGCCAAGACGAGAGAGAGCUCGAGUCUCAAACGACACCAUCUGGGGACAAGUCGAGCCCGAAGAAGACGCGCUUCUCAUUCCCGAAAAUCGGUUUCAACCGCUCUUCGAAUCAGAAGACCGCUGUCGACAAUCCGGGUGCGAAUGAGGAGCCUGGUGUAGAUUCCCAUGCGGAGAAAGUUCCCGAUGCUCCCGAAGACCUCAAAGAUGCGUCGGAAGUGGAAGCAGGAGAGGCUGGAGUCGUCGAGGAAAAAGACACAGCGCGCAAGUUCACGUUUCUGAAACGAUUGAGAGAGCCCAGACCAGUGGCUCAAGAGAAAAUUCCAGAGGAAGCUGAUGAGGGAAAGAAUGAAGUGACGCAUGCAGAAGACACUGAAAUAGAGGCGGUGACGACCGAGCGAGAAAAGCAGCCGCCGAGCGCCAGCUGGUGGAGGUCUCGGAACUCAAACAAACGAGAGAAAACAACAGAAAAAUCCGCACCGGAACCCGUCGCGACUAUUACUAAUGAGGAGACAAGCGAUAUCACUCCAACCGUUCAGGAAGCACUCGAAACCGAGCCGGAAACGGCCCCACCGUCGACGAAACUCGGCGGGAAUCCCUCGCGUAGAUUCCAGUUCUCUCAGAGAUUCCAGAGACUUACCGAAAGUCGAACGAAGACUACCGAACAAACCGAGCUUGCGACCGCGCCGCCGGCGGAUCCGAUGCCGACCGAGAAACUCCCGAUUGACCGGAGUCAGGAGGCGCAGAAAUGCUUGACGCUGGAGGUUGAACCCGAAGACAGAGUCGAAGCCGCGAUCGUCGAAAAAUUUGCCAAGGACGAAGACGUCUUCGUUUCGAGACUGUUCAUCGACAGACAUUUCGCCCAGAGAAAAAACGCCCCUCCUCCUGCGAGACCCCCUUCAUCGUCACCGGCUUUUGUACACAGAUCUCUAGCACCUAAGCCCGGGGCUACCGGCGAAAUUUACAACUCUUGUCUGGGUAAGCUGGGUAGAACCUGCCAGGGCUUGCUCGGAGGUUUGUGUCUAUUCUUCCUCAUCCUACUCCUCGCGGCUGACGGUGCCGGAGUGAAAAAUCUCUUCGUGAACAGUGGGGGACAAGGUCAGCUGCUUCAAAUGCUAAUCUACCUCCUGGUCAUAGUCAGCGUCAUCACAUCUUUUGAAGGAAUGAAUUAUCAACAAAUCAUCGCGGAGAGGAGGCUGAAUCGAUUUUGUAUCACGUCGGUCAUAUAUCCCGCCAUGCUCAUAUUGGGAUUGACCGUGAUGAAGCUCGACAACAGUAUCGCACUUGAGCGCGGACUGACUGAACACGAUUGGCUCAAGUGGAAGACUGUGAAUACAUUGCGGUGCUGUCUCGGUAUCGGCGCAUGGAUGAUACUCUGCUUUUAG
Molecule: messenger RNA, 3560 nt
Organism: Galendromus occidentalis (western predatory mite)
Lineage: Eukaryota; Metazoa; Arthropoda; Arachnida; Mesostigmata; Phytoseiidae
Exons: 27
Coding region: 75-3560 (1161 amino acids)
Source: RefSeq, a predicted model, not a curated record